AUGGCUUCCGAAAAGAAACCUUCCAUCACAUUACAGCCAUCAACUCAAACAACCCACAGGGACAGUCCCUCUCCUCACGGACUAAGACUACGUCCACUCGGUAGGGCGUCAACCUUUGCCGAGGACAAUAACCGGUCGGGACGCCGAUCAAGCUCAUUCAUCUCUGAAACAUUAUCUGAGACGCGAAGGUCCUUGCGAACAUCGACCGACGAUAUCCUUCUCCCACGUCUGAAGGAUGGCGACGACAUUGUCGACAAUGACGAGAAUUCUAAUUGGCAGUCUCUUCCUCUGGGCCUUGCGCUGCUACCGGCAGUUGGAGGGUUGCUGUUUAAGAAUGGGAGCGCGGUGAUUACUGACAUUACGUUAUUGGGUCUUGCCGCGAUUUUUAUGAAUUGGGCGCUCAGGUCACCAUGGGAUUGGUAUCGAGCUGCACAGACUCAGGCUACACCUGGCUCGAGUACUCCGCCGGUAUUCACGCCCGUAGAUGAAGAAGACGACGGUUUGGAGCCAGCAGGGAAACCUGUCGGUGGCGAAGGGCCGACCCUUCCGUCAAGUCCCAAGAGCGUCGGUUUAGGUGGUCUGCAGGCUGAAAAGGCUGCCGCGAGAAAAGAACUACGCAUUUAUGAACUUGUUGCGCUGGUGUGCUGCUUCACCUUUCCGUUGCUGGCAGCCUGGCUACUUCAUGGCAUUCGAUCGCAACUAAGUCGUCCGUCUGAGGGUCUAGUUUCUGACUACAACUUGACUGUUUUCAUACUGGUGUCCGAGAUUCGGCCGCUUUCUCAUCUCAUAAAGAUGGUACAGAAAAGGACACUUUUUCUCCAGCGCAAGGUCAGCUCUGAUCUGCUGGCUGAUAGCAGAAGAGUGGACAAUCAGCAGCUCAGAGAUCUCUCGCGUCGACUCGAGGAACUGGAGGCCCAUGUCGCAGACGGGAUUGACGCCGAGACGCCACAGAUCCCGGAACCUGUCGGCAAGGCUCUCGACGCAAAGAUACCGGCCGUGGUGCGGACAGAAGUCCAGAAGACGGUGCAACCUGAAGUAGAUGCACUCAACCGAGCUAUGCGCCGGUACGAGAAGAGGACCACUAUCUCGGCUGUCCAGUUCGAGGCGAGGCUGCAGGAGCUUGAAGCACGACUGAACGAUGUCGUGUCUUUGGCUGCCGCUGUACAACGGAAUGCCGAUCGGAAGACGGAUAGCUAUCUCCUCACCUUGACGAACUGGGCGUGUGCAACUGUGGUCGUCCCUGCGCAGCACCUGCUCCACCUUUUGACUCUGCCCGGCAGAAUAGCCAAUGCAGUUCUCGCAAUGCCGAAACAAUUCUUCUCAAAGUCGACAAAGUCGUCUGGUCCCAAAGAUGCUCGAGCCGCCAGGAGAAGCGCGCCUCCUCGCACCCCGGGUGACCGCGAAAAGAGAAUCAAGGGGUCUCCACUGACUGGGGGCUAG
This is a messenger RNA of Exophiala spinifera, 1440 nucleotides long. RefSeq lists its product as uncharacterized. The record is from RefSeq and is a predicted model, not a curated record. Lineage: Eukaryota; Fungi; Ascomycota; Eurotiomycetes; Chaetothyriales; Herpotrichiellaceae. Bases 1 to 1440 code for a protein of 479 amino acids. The transcript is spliced from 2 exons.